AUGGCUGGUGUAGGCGCCGGGACGGGGGCGAUGAGCUCCCUCCUCGGCAAGCUCACCACCUUGCUCAGCGGCGAGUACACGCUGCUCAAGAGCGUGCGCAAGGAGGUCGCGUUCCUCGAGCGCGAACUCCGCAGCAUGCAUGCUCUGCUGGAGACACUGGCUGACAUGCAAAAGCUUGAGCCCAUGGAGAAGGACUGGAAAGGCAAGCUGCGCGAGCUCACCUACGAUAUAGAAAACUGCAUCGACCGCUUCAUUGACCGCCUUGGCAAUGGCGAUGUUAAGCGCGGGUUCGUGAAGAGGACGGUGGUCCGGCUCAAGACCCUGUGGAAGCGCCAUGAUAUCGCAACCGAGAUCCAAGAACUCAAGGCCCGCGUCAUGGAGGAGAGCAAGCGGCGUGAUAGAUACACGCUUGACAAUCGCAAACCAAGAAAGCCCGUCGUCGAACUAGACCCCCGGCUAACCACUAUGUAUGAGGAGGUCAAGGGUUUGGUGGCGAUUGAUGGCCCACUGAAUCAGGUUAUCGCUUGGUUGACGGAGGAGAGCAAUGAGCGCAAAGUGGUAUCCAUCGUCGGAUGUGCAGGGCUGGGGAAGACGACCCUUGCUAUGGAAGCCUAUCGCAAGAUUGGGGGAAACUUUCAGUACCGAGCUUGCGUAUCGGUGUCGUGUACCCUUGAUCUGGAGAAGCUCUUGAAGGAUAUCCUCUCUCAGAUCGGCAAAAAGGAGUUUGCAGAAUGUCAAUCGCAGAACUGGGAGAAGGAACAAGUGAUCCGAAAAAUCUCAGAGAUCUUGACAGGAAAGAGGUACUUAAUUGUUAUUGAUGAUGUAUGGAGAGAACAAGACUGGAAAUUUAUCAAGGCUUCCUUUCCUGGGAAUGAUAACGGUAGCAGAAUAAUUACUACUACCCGAAUUACCAAUGUUGCCAAGUCAUGUUGUUGUAAUUCUGGUGACCAGCUAUAUCAAAUGGCACAUCUGAGUAGUAUUGAUUCUGAAAGACUGUUUUUUAAGAGAAUUUUCGGCCUGGGCAAUGCAUGCCCUCCUCAUCUGAAGACGGUUUCAGCUAAAUUGUUAAAAAAAUGCAGUGGACUGCCAUUGGCUAUAAUUACAAUUGCAAGUUUGCUAGCCAAUAAACCACGAAUCAAGGAUGAAUGGGAGAGACUGCAAGAUUCCAUUGGCAUCGACUCUUCACAAAAUGAUGAUAGUUUAAAAUCUAUGAGAGAUAUAUUGUUACUUAGUUAUUGGGAUCUUCCACAGCACUUGAAGACUUGCUUAUUGUACUUGUGUAUAUAUCCGGAGGAUCACCAUAUUGAGUGCGAAGAACUAAAAUGGAAGUGGAUAGCUGAAGGAUUCAUUGAUACACGGUGGGGAAAUUUGGGUCAAGAAGCAGAGAACUAUCUUAAUGAACUUGUCAAUAGAAGUAUGCUCCAACUGGUUGAUAUGAACUAUGACAGCUCUAUACAGUGUUGCCAGGUUCAUGAUAUGGUGCUUCAACUUAUAAUAUCUCUGUCGGAUGAAGAGAAUUUCGCCACAGUUUUGAAUGGGCGUGUCUGCAAUUCUUUGCCAAGCAAGAUCCGCCGACUCUCUAUUCACUCUAAUGUCCAACAACAAAAAGUAGCAGUUGAUGCCAUCGGAAGAAGUGAGUUGCAUGCUCGCUCACUGCAUGUGUUCGGGAAAUUUAAGCAGAUACCCCUAGUGGUUAACUUCCUUUCUUUGCGGGUGUUGGAUCUACGUGAAGGUUCUUGUAUCUGGUUCGGAAAAAAGCAAAUACAGAAUAUAGGAAGUUUAUCUCAGCUGAGGUAUUUAAGACUUCACAGUUCAGAAAUCACAGAGCUUCCUGAAGAAAUCGGGAUGCUACAGUACUUGGAGACUCUUGAUUUGCGGCGUUGUUAUUCACUCACAGUGCUGCCAUCAACUGUGGUUAGGCUGCGGAAGCUGGUACACCUGUUCGUCCAUGACAGACUUAUGUUGCACGCAGAUGUGUUUGGAAGAAUGCAUGCCUUGGAGGAAGUAUCAGCUAUCAGCUAUGUUGACAACCCAGUGAAAUUUGCAGAACAACUUCGGAAUCUAAUAAACCUGAGAAGAAUCUAUAUGCCUUGUUCUGUUGCUCUUCUCCAGGCCAAAAAUGGUGAUUAUGCAGAAGCACUUGUGAGAAUUCUGGUGUCUUCUCUAAAUGAGUUGGGCGAACACAACCUUCAACAUCUUCAUAUUACUGGAAGUGUAGGAGAAAAUCUGUUCAGGGAUCCUGCUUGUACCUUUCCGCACCUCCAAGAUGUUGAAAUAUCUACACUUAUUCACCGGGUUCCCAAGGGAAUGGCUUCCCUGAACAGCGUAGUCAAACUAGUCAUAAAAGUCAGACAAUUUGAUGAGAAGGACCUGCAUCUCCUUAUGCGGAUGCCUUGUCUGACUCACCUUGGGCUAACCCUAUACCAUCGGAUUGGAGUCAGGGAAAAGCUCACCGUUGGUGGCGACGGGUUUAAGCUUCUAAAGGUGCUCCACUAUGAAAUUGUGCUAAGCUCUGGAACAGGGAUAUCAUUUGCACAAGGUGCUCUGCCAGCACUCCGACGUCUCCAUCUUUCCUGGACUGCAAGCCGAGUUAUGUCCAGGAAAUGUGAUGGUGCUGACCUUGGCAUCGAACAUCUCUCAGGCCUUGUACACCUCCAUGUCGAAACUAACUGUCGUUUUGCAACUCUGGGCGAAGUGGAGGCGGUGGAGGCUGCAGUUCAAAAAGCCGUCGCCUUGCAUCCCAACCUCCACGCUCUUCAAGUUGACGUUUAUAAGACAUCAACUGAAAACAUCAUUAAGGGUGACAAGGAGAGAAGCGAGGAGAGCGGCGAGGACAUGACUGACGAGGAGUACGGGAAUAGCGAGAUUGAUGUCAGUGACUCGCCACCGCCAACUAGCUCCUGUUUGCUGGUAAUGAACUCAAAGUCUGCUUUUUUACUUCUACAAGUAAACAGAUACCAUGAUGGCUACGUUUUACGUUGGGCUGAUUCAGUUGUAUCUAUUAUUGUUGAAUGGCAACAGGACCAGGUAAGGGGAGUGAGGGCGAUGAACUGGAGGAAAUACCUUAGCAUCAGGACUAUCACUAUAAAGCUUAUGCUAAUAUAA
Triticum aestivum (bread wheat) is the source of this 3105-nucleotide messenger RNA. Its product is annotated as disease resistance protein Pik-2-like. Gene Ontology annotation, biological process: defense response to other organism. Gene Ontology annotation, molecular function: ATP hydrolysis activity; ADP binding. The coding region runs from base 1 to 3105 and encodes 1034 amino acids. Lineage: Eukaryota; Viridiplantae; Streptophyta; Magnoliopsida; Poales; Poaceae. The transcript has 4 exons. The record is from RefSeq and is a predicted model, not a curated record.